This is a messenger RNA of Orbilia oligospora ATCC 24927, 1659 nucleotides long. RefSeq lists its product as uncharacterized. The transcript is spliced from 3 exons. The record is from RefSeq and is a predicted model, not a curated record. Bases 1 to 1659 code for a protein of 552 amino acids. Lineage: Eukaryota; Fungi; Ascomycota; Orbiliomycetes; Orbiliales; Orbiliaceae.
AUGUCUAGCAAUCAAAAUGGGCAGGGUAGUGUUCCGCGAUUUAGCAAUAGAAGAUCGACGCCCCCCCAUUGUCCCAAUACCGAUACCGUCGCCCCAGCCUCGGAUAUUCCGGGAUCUAUAAACGAAUCCGAGCACACGCGGGCACCCCAGGGACUCACUAACUCGGACCCAGACUAUACACUCGUCAGAGUCCUUAUUCUCUUUUUUGAAUAUAAUGACUUGAAUAUAAAGCCAGAAACGACCCAAUUCAAAGCCACUUGUGAAAGCCUCGGCUAUAAGGUCACUGUAUAUAAAAUCACAAUGAAGGACUCUUGGAAAUGUCUCAAAGAGAUAUUGGAUGGAUCAUUCCCGAUUCAGGACAGAGAGACUGAGCUCCGCAUCAUCUACUACAAUGGCCACGGGGGGAUCAACCAUAAUUCUUCACUUACGUUGGCUAGGGGGGUUGAUACCCUACAGGACAUCGCCGAAGUGAAUUGGAGGGAUAUCGUCAAAGUGGUAAAUGAGAUGGAAUGCGAUACCCUCGCCAUCCUCGACUGUUGCGAAGCGGGAGCAGGAGCUACUACCACCCUGGCUGAAGAAAACGAACACGUCAUUAAGUAUCGGAAAGAGCUCAUCGGUGCAUGUGGUUGGAGAGCAGAAACAAGUUAUCAUAUGACUCCUACCCUUUGCUCCGUCCUUAGAAGGGGGUUGCCGGAAGUACAAAACUCGAUGUCUACAUCCACUCUCAUCCGAAGGAUGAACAACAGAAUGGUGAGGAUUGGUAAAGCUGCUCCACAGGCUGUUCAUUACCUUCUCAAGAGGAAUGAAAUUGACAAGAUAGUUCUUCCGCGACUGAAAGCUAUUAUACCUCCUGAUGAGUGGAAUAUUUAUGAAUCCAUCCAAGGUAAAAGUCUGAAAGGCUACAAUGCCCUAAUCCUGGGUGGCGACACAGGUAUCGGGAGAUCUGCUGCUAUAACCUUUUCCCGAAAAGGUGCUGAUGUCACUAUUCUUUAUCGUGCCUAUGCGGCGGAUCAAGCGAUGUCUAGAGAUCCAAAGAAUGACGCACAAGCUAUCGUGGAACUAGCAAGGGGGUGUGAAGGUAAUGUAAGACUGUGCCCAUUCAAGAGUGAUGGAAGUUGGGUUACCUCUAUAAAUUCUCUCAAAUCAAAAUCCCGCCGCCAAGCAAACAUGAAAUUUGACAUCCUCGUUAAUAACCUUGGUUAUAAAUUCGAAGAUGACAAUGGAGAAAACAUAUCAAGUGUAGAAAGAUACGACUCGGCUGCCCGUCUGACAUUCCUCGAAGGGAAUGAAGUCGUCGAAAAGGCUUUGCCGCUGAUGAAGCCUAUCAGCAAAAUUAUCAACACGGUAUCGUUAGAGCAGUCCGAUGGACCGUUCUUCAAGAAGGAGUAUCAGACUGCUGCUAGGGUCAUCGAAUAUUUAACAAAGUACCAGGCAAGGCAAGGAGAAUAUACAAAUCACAUUGUUACGGCCAUCCUUCCAGGCGUGGAGUGGCCACCACCCGCCAAGGAUAAGGGGGUGGAGAAUGAGGAGGUGGUACUCUCGCCUUCCCAAAAAGCCGCAGAGGUCUUACGUUGUUUCUUGUGGGUUGCUGGCCCAACGAGGGAAGGUGUUCCCGAGCCAAAAACUGGGAAGACAUUCCACAUCGGCCGCGAGGGGUAA